Messenger RNA from Osmerus eperlanus (European smelt), 2995 nucleotides. Its product is annotated as transducin-like enhancer protein 4. The transcript has 21 exons. Gene Ontology annotation, molecular function: protein binding; transcription corepressor activity. Lineage: Eukaryota; Metazoa; Chordata; Actinopteri; Osmeriformes; Osmeridae. Gene Ontology annotation, cellular component: nucleus; transcription regulator complex. The record is from RefSeq and is a predicted model, not a curated record. Gene Ontology annotation, biological process: negative regulation of canonical Wnt signaling pathway; regulation of DNA-templated transcription. Bases 186 to 2540 code for a protein of 784 amino acids.
AACAAGGUAUUUUGUAUUGGACUCAGUAAUAUAAAAUAUAAGAUGGAGGUUUGGGGUAUUUUUGUAAUAUGUGAAAACCACAAAUAGACCUUUUAUCUUGUCGUUGACAGAUUUAUGCGCACUGGACAGAUUCGUGGUUUUUCCUUUUUCGGGUUUGGGUGGAUGAACUUUGCAAUACAUUUUUAAUGAUUCGAGAUUUGAGCAAGAUGUACCCCCCGGCACGGCAUCCGGUUCCACACCAGCCGGGCCAGCAGUUCAAAUUCACCAUCACCGAAUCCUGCGACCGCAUCAAGGACGAGUUCCAGUUUAUCCAGGCGCAGUAUCACAGUCUGAAAAUGGAGUGUGACAAACUGGCCAAUGAGAAGACAGAGAUGCAGAGACACUACGUGAUGUAUUAUGAGAUGUCCUAUGGACUCAACAUUGAGAUGCAUAAGCAGGCGGAGAUUGUAAAGCGCCUGAACGCCAUCUGCGCCCAGGUCAUCCCCUUCCUGUCACAAGAGCACCAGCAGCAGGUGGUCCAGGCGGUGGAGAGGGCCAAGCAGGUCACCAUGGCCGAACUCAACGCUGUCAUUGGGCAGCAGCAGCUCCAGGCCCAGCAGCUCUCUCACGGUCACGCUCUCCCCAUCCCCCUCACCCCCCACCCCUCGGGCCUCCAGCCCCCCGGGCCCCCCGGGGCCCCCACCCCCAGCCUGCUGGCCCUCUCCUCCACCCCCAGCCUGCUGGCCCUCUCCUCCACCCCCAGCCUGGCUCAGCUGCCCUCCAAAGAGGACAAGAAGCUCCACGACGAGCUCCGAGACAGAGACUCUCUCAAGAGUUCAUCUCUCUCUCCAUCGGUCAGUUUACGGUCGGCAGAGAAGCACAGGAGUUCCGGAAGCUUCUGCUCUGACAGAAAGAAGCAGAGGAUGGAGGAUAAAGAGGUGGCCUCCACACACUACGACAGCGACGGGGGGAAGAGUGAGGACAACCUGGUGGUAGACGUCUCUGAGGAUCCUGCGUCCCCCAGAGCCAGCCCGCUCCCCUCCCCUCGGGAGAACGGCCUGGACACUCACCUGGACUCUCACCUGGACAGUGGUCACCCUCAGAAGAAGGAUGCCCCCCUCAGCCCUGCCUCUGUAGCCUCCUCCAGCAGCACUCCCUCCUCCAAGACCAAACACCUUGCCACGAAUAAGUCCAGCACUCCUGUGUCCAAGACCAGCAGCCCCGCCCCCCGGUGUGAGGCCCCCCCGCCCGGCAGCUCCUCAAUCCCAGGACUGAGACCCUUGCUGGGCAAGCCGCCCGGCAUGGACACCCUGGUUGCGGGUGUGCGCCCCCCGCUGGCCGUGUCAUGCCCCUACCCGGGGCCGUUUGGCCUGGUGCCUCACCCCGGGGUGGCGGGGGAGCUGGGGGGCGUGGCCUAUGCCAGCCUCCACAACAUCACCCCUCAGAUGAGUGUCGCCGCCGCCGUCGCUGCGUACGGACGCUCCCACAUGGUGGGGUUUGACCCACACCAUCAGAUGCGUGUCCCAGGUCUGCCCCCCAGCCUGCCCCCCAGCCUGUCUGCCAUCCCUGGGGGGAAACCGGCGUACUCGUUCCACGUGAGCGCUGAUGGCCAGAUGCAGCCGGUACCCUUCCCUCCAGACGCUCUGAUUGGCCCGGGCAUCCCUCGCCACGCCCGCCAGAUCAACACGCUGGGACACGGCGAGGUGGUGUGUGCCGUCACCCUUAGCAACCCCACGCGCCACGUGUACACAGGGGGCAAGGGCUGUGUGAAGGUGUGGGACAUCAGUCACCCUGGCAACAAGACCCCUGUGUCCCAGCUGGACUGCCUGAACAGAGAGAACUACAUCCGUUCCUGCAGGCUCCUCCCAGACGGCAGGACUCUGAUCGUGGGGGGCGAGGCCAGCACGCUGUCCAUCUGGGACCUGGCCACACCCACGCCGCGCAUCAAGGCAGAGCUGACAUCGUCCGCCCCCGCCUGCUACGCCCUGGCCAUCAGCCCCGACUCCAAGGUCUGCUUCUCCUGCUGCUCUGACGGAAACAUCGCCGUCUGGGACCUGCACAACCAGACCCUGGUCAGGCAGUUCCAGGGCCACACAGACGGGGCCAGCUGCAUCGACAUCUCAGACGACGGCCACAAGCUGUGGACGGGGGGGCUGGACAACACAGUGCGCUCCUGGGACCUGCGAGAGGGGAGGCAGCUGCAGCAACACGACUUCACCUCCCAGAUCUUCUCCCUGGGCUCCUGCCCCACGGGGGACUGGCUGGUGGUGGGGAUGGAGAACAGCAACGUGGAAGUCCUUCACGUCAGCAAGCCUGAUAAGUACCAGCUGCACCUCCAUGAGAGCUGCGUGCUCUCCCUCAAGUUCGCCCACUGCGGGAAGUGGUUUGUGAGCACGGGGAAGGACAACCUGCUGAACGCGUGGAGGACCCCUUACGGAGCGAGCAUCUUCCAGUCGAAGGAGUCUUCCUCUGUGCUGAGCUGUGACAUCUCGGUGGAUGAUAAGUACAUAGUGACGGGCUCCGGGGACAAGAAGGCCACCGUGUACGAGGUGAUCUACUGACCCCGGGCCACCAGACACACAAGAAAUGAAGCUUGCGCAACAGGAAGAAGUACUUCUGACGAGAGGCAUGAAGGAACGGUCUCCUGAACUCAAUACCCGGACCUUCUCACUUCCUGACUGGUUGUGGAAUCGUGAGUGACACAAACCAGGGUGAACUUUUUUGUUGUUGUAUUAUUUAUAAAAUCAAUGACUUUUGUGUUUCCACGGAAACCAAUGAAGCUGCACUAAGCCUGAUAUUAGAGGUAGGUCCAUCCGGAGAUUAAACAUUUAACAAGAAACGCUGCUCUAAGAUAUGUACAUUUAGGACAGUUAACAAUUAGCAGAAAACUGUUUUAUCAUUUCAACCUUUUUUAUUCUUUUUACCACAGUUUUCCUGUUCUCCUGUUGGACCACAGCUCCACAGAUUGAUAAAAUCACCCAGUUGAGGGAGAAGUUGUGCAUGAGCCUGGAUGUGC